AAGGCGACGCGAACUUUUUCCCGAGCCCCUCCCACCUCGAGACGCGCCACGACCACCACCGCCGCCGCCGCCGCACGCCGCGUCUACUGCUCCUCCGCCUUGGCCUAACCCCGUCGUGGGAUGCUAACCGCACUAGGCGUCGACGGAUGCCCCCGGUCUGGUCCCCUCUCCAGCAGCGCGCACUAGGGACGUGAUGCCAGAUUUUGAUUCCGCGCCGCCAGUGGCAAUGGAGGAGGAGGAGGAGGAAGCGACGGCGGAGCGCGAAUCCACUGCCGCCGCUGCUUCAGCAUCGGAGGUGACACUAAAAUGCAAGAAGAAGAACAAGGAGGCGAAGGCCAAGGGGAGGGGGAUGGCCGAGCAGGAACCCACGUCCGCUGUUGUUUCAGCAUCGGAGGGGACACCAAAACGUAAGAAGAAGAAGGUGAAAAAGAAAAAGCAGCAGGAGCAACAGGAAUGCCUACCUGGUUCUGAUUCUGUGGCGGUGGCGGAGGAGGUGAAGGGAAGGGGGAUGGAAGAGCAGGAAGCCACCAGCGCUGCUUCUUCUGCAUUUGGGGGGACACGAAAACGGAAGAAGAAGAAGAAAGAGGAGGCCAAGGUGAAGGAUAGGGGGAUAUCGGAGCAGGAAGCCACCACCGGUGCUGUUUCAGCAUCAGGGGGGACACCAAAAUGUAAGAAAAAGGAGGUGAAGGUGGAGGAGCGGGGGAUGGCGGAGCAGGAAGCUACCACCGCAGCUGUUUCAGCAUCAGAAGGGUCAUCAAAAUGGAAGGAGGAGGUGAAGGCGAAGAAGAAGGGAAUGGUUGAGCAGGAUGUCACCACAGCUGCUGUUUCAGCAUCAUCGGGGACACCAAAAUGCAAGAAGAUGAAAAAGAAGAAGAAGAUGCAGGAGCAACUGGAAUCCCCACGAGCAUUGUCGGUUGUUGUUGCAGUGGAUAAAAUUGUGGUGAAUAAAUCUGGAAAUGGCUGCGCAGAUGGUGAAGGGGCAUCAAGUGACGCUGAUGUUAGUAUGGAUCCUGUAAAUGGAGAGGAUCCAAGUUGUGCUCAGUCAAAGGCAAAGGAUGCUGAUGAUUUGGUGGAGAGUAAAGAUGGAAAGAUUGGGAUUAAGAAUUGCUCCAAGAACCGCGGCUCAUUUCAGGAGAGCUCUGUAGGAAGAAAGAGACCAAAGAAAAAAAGGAAGCGGGGUUCAUCCAACAGAGGUCCAGUCUUCUCGUCUCAGAAUGGAGACAGGGUUGCUAAGCAUGGCCUGGAUUCUUCAACAGAUCAUGACCUUAGCUGCAUAUGCGCUUUGUGUUUAGUUCAGGCACACAAAGAGAAGGUUAGGAACAUCUACUCAGCGAGAGGAUCCCUGAUAAGGUUUCAGAGAAAAAAACUUCUGAUCCUGGAUCUGAAUGGUCUGCUUGCGGAUAUCAAUCAAGAUUACCACAAUGCUCAUAUGGCACAUGCAAAAGUUAAAGCCAAAUUAGUCUUCAAAAGACCAUACUGCGAUGAUUUUUUGAGAUUCUGCUUCCAGAAUUUCGAGCUGGGAAUAUGGUCGUCAAGGAAAAGGGAAAAUGUUGAUUCAGUUGUUAAUAUCCUUAUGAGGGAUCUCAAGCAGUACCUACUUUUUUAUUGGGACAUGUCUAGUUGCACUGUUACUGGAUGUAACACAAUUGACAAUAAGCACAAACCUUUAGUACUGAAGGAACUAAAGAAAUUGUGGAAUAAAGAGGAUCCUAAUCUUCCAUGGGAGCAGGGAGAGUUUUCACCUUCAAAUACAUUACUUGUUGAUGAUUCUCCCUACAAGGCUCUGUGCAAUCCACCACAUACAGCCAUUUUCCCCUACCCCUACAGUUACCUUAACCAGAGGGAUGAUUAUUCAUUGGGACCAGGAGGAGAUCUUCGUAUUUACCUAGAGAGACUUGCUGCUGCAGACGAUGUUCAAGUUUUUGUUCGGGAUAACCCAUUUGGUCAGCCCUCCAUUAAGGAGAGUGAUCCAAACUGGAAUUUCUAUGUGCAAAUAAUUGAUAAAGUGGAGAAGUCUUUAUCUUGAAGUGCAAUUGUGCAUGGAGGUUCAAUCUGCUAAAGUUUUGUGUUCGCAUGUGUUGCUUGGCAGGAAUUUUGCGUUGGGCCAGUGCAACUACGUGUAGUCUAGUUUAGUGAUUGUUGUGUCAUAGGCGGGAUGAGGUUGCUGAUUCCAAAUUUUGUUACCUCUCUGUUGCUCCAGAAGAUGGUACAAGUUUGCCUGUACUAUAAGUAUGCCUUAGUGACGAAACUAUCAUUGCCCUGUAUCAAGGAUUACAGGGUUGUAACUGUUAGUUUCAAUUGGAAAUUUUGAUGACUAUGUUGUAAGGAUGUUCCAAUUUUUGUGGAGGUGCAGUCUCUUUUGCCAAGUCUUGUAAUUGUUACAAAGUCAUUGAAUUCUGCACCAGCUCCACUGUUUAUUGCCAAUGGCAGAACUGAUAGUAUCAUUGCAAAAUAAUAUUUUUGUUCAUUAAAGAGAAAUAUGACUUGCCAAUGACACAA
This is a messenger RNA of Phragmites australis (common reed), 2499 nucleotides long. RefSeq lists its product as uncharacterized. The record is from RefSeq and is a predicted model, not a curated record. NCBI's taxonomy places the organism in Eukaryota, Viridiplantae, Streptophyta, Magnoliopsida, Poales, Poaceae. The transcript is spliced from 12 exons. Gene Ontology annotation, molecular function: phosphoprotein phosphatase activity. The coding region runs from base 194 to 2026 and encodes 610 amino acids.